Molecule: messenger RNA, 3106 nt
Organism: Anastrepha obliqua
Lineage: Eukaryota; Metazoa; Arthropoda; Insecta; Diptera; Tephritidae
Product: 116 kDa U5 small nuclear ribonucleoprotein component
Exons: 7
Coding region: 117-3041 (974 amino acids)
Biological process (GO): mRNA splicing, via spliceosome
Cellular component (GO): U2-type catalytic step 2 spliceosome; cytosol; U4/U6 x U5 tri-snRNP complex
Molecular function (GO): translation elongation factor activity; GTP binding; U5 snRNA binding
Source: RefSeq, a predicted model, not a curated record
UAUUAAAUAAUUAAAAUAAUAUUAAUAAAAAUAAGCGGUUCAAAGUCAAUCACCCAAAAACUUACCCUUUUAUGCGUUCACUUAGUGAGUGUUGUUGAUAUACUUGAACAUUAAACAUGGAUUCUGACUUAUAUGAUGAGUUCGGUAACUAUAUUGGACCUGAAUUGGAUAGCGAUGAAGAUGACGACCAAAGUAUCUACGGACAACAAGAGCCGCAGGAUGAUCAAGAUGAUGAUGCAAUGGAUGAGGAGGAGGAACAUCAAGACGAUGAAGAUAAAGAAGUGACAGCGGUGGUGCUACAUGAAGAUAAACGUUACUACCCGACUGCGGUCGAAGUGUAUGGGCCAGAUGUAGAAACUAUUGUACAAGAAGAAGAUGCACAACCACUAGAUAAGCCACUUAUUGAACCUAUUAAAAAGCUUAAAUUUCAAAUAAAAGAGCAAGAGUUGCCAGAAACCACUUACGAUAUGGAAUUUAUGGCAGAUUUGAUGGAUACACCGCCACUUAUACGUAAUGUGGCGUUAGUAGGUCAUUUGCAUCAUGGAAAAACAACGUUUGUCGACUGCUUAAUACGUCAGACACAUCCACAAUUUGAGCAGGCGGAAGAACGUACACUGCGAUACACGGAUACACUUUUCACAGAACAGGAGCGCGGUUGUAGUAUUAAAGCCACACCUGUUACGCUUGUACUACAGGAUGUCAAGCAAAAAAGCUUUCUGAUGAAUGUUUUCGAUACGCCUGGUCAUGUGAACUUCUCAGACGAAGUAACAGCGGCCAUGCGCAUGUGUGACGGUAUUGUGCUAUUUGUAGAUGCGGCAGAAGGUGUAAUGUUGAAUACGGAACGUUUGCUGAAGCAUGCGGUGCAAGAGAAAAUGGCCAUUACCGUUUGCAUUAAUAAGAUUGAUCGCCUAGUCUUGGAGUUGAAACUUCCACCACAAGAUGCUUAUUUUAAACUGAAACAUAUUGUUGAGGAAACUAAUGCCCUACUGAGCACUUAUGGUGCAAAUGACAAUUUGCUAGUGUCUCCUGCCCUGGGUAACGUUUGUUUCGCAAGCUCACUAUAUGGUUUCUGCUUUACCUUGAAAUCGUUCGCCAAACUAUAUGCAGACACUUACGAAGGCGUUAACUACGUAGAGUUUGCCAAACAUUUGUGGGGUGACAUGUAUUUCCACAGCAAAUCUCGAAAAUUCACGAAGAAGCCACCACACAACUCGGCUCAGCGCAGUUUCGUUGAAUUUAUUUUGGAACCCAUGUAUAAGGUCAUUGCUCAAGUUGUUGGCGAUGUUGAUACUACACUCUCUGAUACCUUAGCCGAGCUGAAUGUGCGCAUAACCAAAGAGGAAAUGAAAUCCAAUAUACGUCCACUCUUACGUCUUGUUUGCAAUCGCUUUAUGGGUGAUUUCAAUGGUUUUGUCGAUAUGUGUGUAGAGCACAUUAGAUCGCCACUGGAUAAUGCUAAACGUAAAGUGGAUCACAUCUAUACAGGACCGAAAGAGGGGAACAUUUACAAAGAUAUGAUGGAAUGCAAUCAGAAUGGCACAUUAAUGGUUCACAGCGCCAAAAUGUACCCCACAGAUGACUGCACCUUUUUCCAGGUAAUGGCUCGUGUAAUUUCGGGUACCUUGCAUGCCGGUCAAGAAGUACGUGUUUUGGGUGAAAAUUACACAUUGCAAGAUGAAGAAGAUUCGCGUGUUCUACAAGUAGGCCGUCUAUGGGUGUACGAAGCGCGUUAUAAAGUGGAAUUGAAUCGUGUGCCGGCCGGCAAUUGGGUACUAAUUGAGGGUAUCGAUCAAUGUAUAGUCAAAACGUCAACAAUUGUGGACAUAAAUGCGCCCGAAGAUUUAUUUAUUUUCCGCCCUUUGAAAUUCAACACUCAGAGCAUUAUAAAAAUCGCCGUAGAGCCGGUUAACCCCUCCGAAUUACCCAAGAUGUUGGAUGGCUUGCGUAAAGCUAAUAAAUCCUAUCCGUUGCUAUCGACACGUGUAGAAGAAUCUGGUGAACAUGUUAUUUUGGGUACCGGCGAACUCUACUUGGACUGUGUUAUGCACGAUUUGCGAAAAAUGUAUUCCGAAAUAGACAUUAAAGUCGCCGAUCCAGUGGUGGCAUUCUGCGAAACCGUAGUAGAAACCAGUUCAUUGAAAUGUUUUGCGGAAACGCCAAAUAAGAAGAAUAAAAUUACUAUGAUUUCUGAGCCGCUGGAGAAGGGACUGGCAGAAGACAUUGAAAACGAAGUAGUCUCGAUUAACUGGAAUAAGAAGCGACUCGGUGAGUUCUUCCAAGUCAAUUACGAUUGGGAUUUGCUCGCAGCGCGUUCCAUUUGGGCAUUCGGCCCGGAUACAACCGGACCAAAUAUUUUGGUCGACGAUACACUGCCUUCAGAAGUAGAUAAGAACUUGCUGACUUCAGUGAAAGAUUCGAUAGUGCAAGGCUUCCAGUGGGGCACACGUGAGGGGCCACUAUGUGAAGAACCUAUACGUAAUGUGAAAUUUAAAAUAUUAGACGCAGUAAUAGCAGGUGAAGCACUACAUCGUGGUGGUGGACAAGUUAUACCCACAGCUCGUCGUGUCGCAUACUCGGCAUUUCUUAUGGCAACGCCGCGUUUGAUGGAACCUUAUUUGUUCGUAGAGGUGCAGGCGCCAGCCGAUUGUGUGUCGGCCGUGUACACAGUGCUAGCACGAAGAAGGGGUCAUGUGACACAGGAUGCACCGGUUUCUGGCUCACCUUUAUAUACCAUAAAAGCAUUUAUACCCGCCAUCGAUUCGUUUGGUUUCGAGACCGAUUUGCGUACACACACACAAGGACAAGCGUUCUGCUUGUCGGUGUUUCAUCAUUGGCAAAUUGUGCCCGGCGAUCCGUUGGAUAAAUCUAUAGUAAUAAGGCCACUGGAACCGCAGCAAGCAUCUCAUCUAGCGCGUGAAUUUAUGAUUAAGACGAGGCGUCGAAAGGGUUUGUCGGAAGACGUCUCUAUUAACAAAUUCUUCGAUGAUCCUAUGUUAUUGGAAUUAGCGCGGCAAGACGUUUUGCUCAACUAUCCACUAUAAUAUAUAUAAGAAUUUAUAUGUUUUCGAAAUAAAAAAGGCAUUUCAUGCUAUUAAAAUUAUUUAAA